GGGGUCAGGCUGCGUUUCCACACGUGUGUAAAUGUUGGUGCGCCUCGUAUCGUCUUUUUUUUUUUUUUAAGAGGACAUUGAAAUUGGUAAAAUAAAUAAAUGAUGAACCAAACAUGGCUGAGAUCGUUGAGCAGCGGAUUGAAGACAGAAUUCAAGAAGUGGAGCAGCUAGAAAGAGUUUGUUCACGAGGAAAGAAGUGAAGUGCCGAAUACAGUUAGUUGUGACAGGAGCCUUAGUUUAUAUUGUCAAAAUGAAAAACAUGUAUAUUAGUAAGAAAUGCUUUUCCGCGUCUGUAGCAGAACAAUGUUGUGCUGUUUCCUUUCAGGGCUAUGAUUAAGAAAGUAUCAGCACUUGCAGGAAGGGGGGUCUGCCCUCUGCUCAGGCGCACGUAAACUAACUCUUUUUAAAAGAGAGCUUUGGAAGUUGUUAGUUAUGCCUUAAUGAAUGCUGCAAUUUAUCAUUCAAGGAGAGUACUAGUUUUCGGGGGAGAUCGUGAAAGCUGAACUGGCCCGAGUUAUUUAUAAAGAUGUCAUUCAGAAAAUUAAAGGUACAGAUUUCCUGCUGUCAUUCCUGUCAAUCGCUGUACUCUUUGACUUCACGAAAGAAAUGCAAGAGGAGAUCCUGCAGGAUCUGCAGAGUUUGCAUGCUGAUGACCCACUGAUGUGGGACUUCAUGGCGAAGCGGGAACGGGAGGCAGAGUCCCUGCCGACCCCGGACUCCGAGUCCAAGCAGACGAAGGCGUUGGAAGUGGGGCGCCAGGAGGAGAGGUGCUGCGCAGUGUACGAGGAGGCCGUGACCGCAGUGCCCACGGGAGUCCUGCAAGAUGCUGAACCUGCAGGAAUACUACGAGCGAGCUCUGUUGGAGUUCGGGUCUGAUGAGGACAGUUUGUGGCUGGAUUACAUUUAGGAGGAACUGAAUCACCCGCAAGGGAAACCCGAAAACUGCGGCAAGAUACACUGGUGAGCCACGCGGGUGCUGCAGGGGGAGCGGGUGGAGCGCUUCAUAGCCAAUUACACGCUGUCACAAACCGGACACUUGUAGGAGAAGCAAACCCCUUUCUGAGCUUCGGACACUCCUGGAAGAAGAUGGUUGUGUCACGGCUAACCCUUUCCAUAUUUCAAAUUAGAAUUUGUAUUUAAAAAGGAAAGGAUCUUUUAAAAACAAGUUUUCGUUGCUGUAUUGUUUUUGAGAUUCACAAAUAAAAAGGUAACUUGUUCUGUUUGACAAUCCCAUUUUAAUACCAUUGGACAUUUAGUCCAAUGACAGACAGGUACAGUAAAAACAAGUUGCAAGUUCAAAAAUUUUACAAAACAAAGUACCUUUUUGUCGAGUUUUCUUCAGUGGUACAGACACAUACGAUCAGCCCACACCGAGGAACAAGACCAGCAACACGGGAUCAAAGUGCAUUUUCAGAACAAGCUUCACCAGCACCACGUCAAUCACAGUUAGUAAUGUUACUGGAAGUAGAGAAUUACAAUGCAAGAAAACACUCAAAAUGACUUGUAUUAGACAUGUUUAUUUUUUUAACGUCACGGUUUACAGUAUUUGAUGAAGCAGUGCUCCAGUUAAAUGUCUAGUAACACUUGAGUAAAAGUUAUUAACAAAAAAAAAUGACACCACUAUGAAGCAUUACCUGUGGUUACAGUAAGCCUCUGACAGAGUUGGGGUUUCCUCGCUGUUGUGGGUUAGUGAUACUGAGCAUUAUGUAUAUAUAUUUUUUUAUAGUUAUAAUAAACAUACUUGCUGUUUA
Molecule: messenger RNA, 1751 nt
Organism: Polyodon spathula (Mississippi paddlefish)
Lineage: Eukaryota; Metazoa; Chordata; Actinopteri; Acipenseriformes; Polyodontidae
Product: U3 small nucleolar RNA-associated protein 6 homolog
Exons: 5
Coding region: 607-876 (89 amino acids)
Biological process (GO): maturation of SSU-rRNA from tricistronic rRNA transcript (SSU-rRNA, 5.8S rRNA, LSU-rRNA)
Cellular component (GO): small-subunit processome; Pwp2p-containing subcomplex of 90S preribosome
Molecular function (GO): snoRNA binding
Source: RefSeq, a predicted model, not a curated record